This is a messenger RNA of Blumeria graminis f. sp. triticale, 2148 nucleotides long. NCBI's taxonomy places the organism in Eukaryota, Fungi, Ascomycota, Leotiomycetes, Helotiales, Erysiphaceae. The record is from the annotation of a GenBank genome assembly.
AUGUCGCGAAACAGCUCGGCGCGUGUGACGCCCAGCUCUAGUAACAGCUCCACUUCAUAUUUACCCCAAAAUCGGAACACUACAACGGGAGGUCGUCAAGUCGGUACUGCUGGUAGCCUAUUACAAGAAAGGUUAAGAGAGCGCGAUGCCGAGAGGAGAAGAAGCAUACAUUUUGGAGAUGGAGGCUCAUUGGGCUCUCCUGCGAGGUCUCUGCAGGAGCAUAAUGAUAGACGCGCCAGUUUGAAUGGUGUUGGAGUAAAGGGUAUGGGAGUCAAGCAAUGGGAAGAGCAAACUUCAUCCCUCCACAAACAAAACUAUAAUCUGAAGCUGGAAUUAUUUCAUCGUAGAGAUCGACAGAGUAAGCUGGAAAGCGAGCUUGCUGCGGCCCAGAAAAUUAUUGAAGAACAAGCUGAAUAUCAAGAGAUGAACGACAUUUUGAUGGUUGAACUUGAACGCAGAGAUCAGGCCGUCGAUGAGGCCAUCAACCUCAUCACUAGUCUCGAGGAACAGGUGGAGCUAUUACGAAAGGAGAAUGAGCGGUUGAGGAAUUAUCCGUCGUCUCUCGAAGAUCAAAACCUUCAUUCUAGAUCCAUCCCACGCAUGCCAUCGUUCCUCUCGGAUCAGAGUGGUGAGACCGAGGCACUUCGAAGUCUUUACACCAAACGAGUGGGCGCCAGCGAGUCAACCCUAUCCAAGCUAGAAGAAGAAGAAGAAGAGGGCAUUCAAGAGGAGAUGGAUAGUCCGCGUCUCAGCGUUCUCAGCCGACUCAGCGAGAGUUCGUUUAUCAGUGUUUACGGUGAUAAAAACGCACUCAACGACCAUUUUAGCCUAGAUAGGGAGAAUACUCCGGAUGAAAAUACAACUUCAGCCUGGGUCGAGGAAAAUGUAACGGAAAACUCUACUACACAAAGGAUAUCGCCACAAUCCACCAAAAACUUUCAGCAAAGCUCGCCCGACCUUUUAAGACCCUAUAACCUGGAAGGGCACAAGAAAACGUCUUCGCUCAAAUCAGUUGGCCUCAUUGUCAAUACCCAAAACCACCUGAAUGCUUAUCGAAAUUCGAGAGGUUAUGAAGAUUCUCCUGCCUUGCCUCCCACACCCGAUACCUGUCGCACAGAAAAACUACGUGGGGACCCCCAAAAACCAAAUGAAUUAUUCAGUCAACCUGGUAGAGCUCAGGCCACCUAUCCAAUAAAUCGGACACCCGAUCUACCCAUGCGACCUAGAAGUGCCUGUGAAACUGUGCUCAGCCGUCAUGAUGGCUAUGGCUGGAAUACACCCACCGAGACAGACACGGGGAGCAUUAAUAGCACAGAAGAUGAGUCAUUCCCACAUACUCGGCUCCGACGCAUUAAAACACCUACACUCUUCAAGUUUAGUCAGUCGGAGUGGGGCCGAGAGGUCUUAUCCGAUCAUGAAUCUGCACUCUCAGAUCAAUUCUUGGUGCGCCGUGCCUCGGAAUCACAAGAGAUUAUCAGUGAAGAUGACACCCAACACAACGUUAAGACGCAAAACGUUGACACGCCGUCAGUGAUCUCACCCAAGAGUUCAGAACCCAACGUAAUCUCAGACCCGGCAUCCUCUCUUCAGCUCGUGCCAGCCCGACGCAGUCAAACCCUGGCUCGAGAUACCAUGAACCCACCUAUUAGACAAGUUAGUGUCGCAUCUGCAGUAGCAUCCAGCGUUGUUUCAGCCGUUGCAAAUAAUCCAUCGCCGGUCUGGCGGCGUAAUCCAAUCUCCCUAACCCUAGCUCGUUUCCGACGUCAUGACUCGUCCAAUACAAAUUCUCACACAGCGUCAAAGACAAAGCCAAUAGUCAAAACUCAGGUUCUCCAGCUCGAACGUACGAGUGGCACGGACGACGCGACACCUCCUCCUAUCUUGCGGUAUCGGGAGGUGACACCCUCCCACCGUCCGGUUUCUGCUAGCAGCGUGAACGUUUCUCGACCAGAUGUGGUAAAGGAUGUCAUGCAGGAAAAGAGAGAAGAGAGACAGCGUCGAAUGAGUGGUUGUAUAACAACAAAUGCCCUAUCGCGGGAGUUUCAAUGCGGCGGAGUGGAACGAGACGAAGAAGAUGGGGUCGGGAAGGGCAUGCGGAAAUGGCUUGGGAUUGGAUCUGGGAGAUGCAAUAGCUUGAAGAGGAACUAA